Molecule: messenger RNA, 864 nt
Organism: Encephalitozoon cuniculi GB-M1
Lineage: Eukaryota; Fungi; Microsporidia; Unikaryonidae
Exons: 1
Coding region: 1-864 (287 amino acids)
Molecular function (GO): protein binding
Source: RefSeq, marked provisional
AUGAGCGACUUCGACUCCACGCUAGUUGUGGAAACAGAUGCAAAGAAGGACCUCAGGCUUCCCCACACACGCCAGAUGAUUCUUGUGGGUGCUGUCUCUGCCGUCCAAUGCUCUCCAUUUCCCAAGUAUCUCUACGUGCGCGACAGGAGCCUCACGGUCUAUCAACUUGCUCCGUUUAGGCAGAUAAGGGCCCUUGAGUAUGAGGGAGAUGUAAUGGAUAUGGCCAUUGUCAAGGGCAGAAUGGUCAUUCUCUCGAGAGACUCCAUAGUCACCACAGGCAGGGAUGGAGACCUUGUUGUCACAGGAGACUUUGACGGAAGACUGUCUGCAAUAGAAGAGAACCUUGGAGUACAGGAAAGAGGAAAGCUGUCUGUGUAUUCGCUGGAAACUCUGUCGGUGCUGGAUGUGUAUGAGGCAAGCGCACACUACUCGAUAAGGGAUGUGCUGAUAACGUCUCUCGACAACAUUGUUUCUUUGUACCGAAAAGGCAGGAAAGUGCUUGAGAUUUCUAUGCCUGAGAGGAUAGGCAGGCUAUGCGCCGACCCGCUGCUGACGAGCAUGUACUGUGGAGCCGAUGACGGGACCAUAUUCUGCUGUGGCAUGAGCUACUCGGAGCCCAUGGCUAUGAGAUACCACAAGAGCAGAAUCGUGGGCCUAGACAUGAGCUUUUGCGGGAGGUAUCUGUACUCUGCAGAUGCAGAGGGAGUCAUCUGCAUCUGGGACACAAAGCUCAAUGUGGUGAUCGGAAAAGCGUCCAUGGAGUCAGAGAUAAGAGGAAUGAAGGUGGUGUAUGUUUCCGAGUGGAGAAGAGAGCCCGGUGCAGUCGAUAACGAGCUGGUGAUGCUGCACAGAACGGUGCAAUAA